AUGGAAGUACACAGCAAAAUGAAGGGAUGGAAUGAUUUGCCAUUUGAAAUGAAGUGCGAAGUGUUCAAAUAUAUGGAGCAAAAGGAUAGGUAAAUAGAAAAUAGCUGGAAAUAUUAUAAAAUGAUUAUUUUUAGAUUCAAAUUCGCCAAAUGCUCUUGGAAAUGUUUGAACGAAGUUCUUCAUGAGGAGAAGGAUAUUUUUGCCGUCAAACUCGAAGGAAUUAACAAAAAACUUUUCAUUUUGACAAUCAAUAGUAUGAGUCUGAAGUUCAAGCAAAUUGGAAAGUUUUGCGAAAUCGAAAAUGACGGCGAAAUUAUUUGGAAAGGUGUUGGCAAUGGAAAAACUAUGGCUUAUAAAUUUUGCGAAAGCAUUUUGGCUAAAAAUAAAAAUAAUCUGUACAGUUUGAAUUUGUCAAAAGUGAGUGGAAUUUCAAGGUUGUUCCAGCUAUAUUUUUCCCUUUUCAGGUCGAUUUUAUGAUCCGCGACAAAUCAAUCGCUAAUUUUCCGAAACUCGAAGUCUUCAAAAUUACUACCAAUAACGAAAAACAAUUAUAUUCAUUUCUUUCGAAAAUCGAGAAUGUGUAUGAUUUGACUGUGAACUUCAGAGAUUUCGGAAACACGGAAAACUCGGAUAAAAUAAGAUUUCCGGAGAAUUCUAAAUUACCAAACAUUGUUCAUUUCAAUUUGAUUUCGAACAAUGCAGAUGUUGCAUUGAAGAUUAUUGAUAAAAUGAAGAAGCCAGAAUACAAGUAUUUCAAGAAAGUCAACGUUUCGAUAAUUGAUGGAAAACUUGCCGAUGUAGAUGAGAAAUUCAUAAGCUUCUUCAAAAAGUGUGAUUAUUUGACUACGAAUUUGAUUCUGACAGAUGAUCAAUUUGAACAAUUAACGUUGAUGAGAAAUUGUUUGAAACUGAAUGCCGAAAAAAUCAAUGCUUCGACAAUCGCAACAUUUAUUGAUGAUUGCAUUCAAAAUGGAAUUAGCAAAGAACUGCACUUGACGAAUGUUCAUGGACUUGAGAAACUAUCACCGGAUUUCAUGUGGUUACAUCCGAAAAUGAAGAAAGUCAGAACAUCGAGAAAUGAAUGGAUUGAUGAAAUUGUGCCAAAUGAAUAGUAUGUUUUAGCUGUUUUGAUAUUGUUUAUUAAUAUUCGAAAAUGAUGAAAAAUCGGAAAUUUUCUCUUCAAAAACACAACAAAUUAGUUUUUCGGAUAGAAAUUUUCGGUUUUCUUCUCCAUUUUUUGAGCGCCACAUGAGUGAUUUUAAUUUUUCAGCGUCAUCAAACCUAGUUUUUUGGAAAGUUUUACUCCUGGCUCAUAUAAUAGUUCGACUGGUCGCUUGAAUUUCUUUCAAUACUACGGUCAUUGA
This is a messenger RNA of Caenorhabditis angaria, 1364 nucleotides long. The record is from the annotation of a GenBank genome assembly. Lineage: Eukaryota; Metazoa; Nematoda; Chromadorea; Rhabditida; Rhabditidae.